Zingiber officinale is the source of this 972-nucleotide messenger RNA. RefSeq lists its product as uncharacterized. Gene Ontology annotation, biological process: DNA integration. The record is from RefSeq and is a predicted model, not a curated record. Lineage: Eukaryota; Viridiplantae; Streptophyta; Magnoliopsida; Zingiberales; Zingiberaceae. Gene Ontology annotation, molecular function: nucleic acid binding. The coding region runs from base 1 to 972 and encodes 323 amino acids. The transcript has 2 exons.
AUGUUGAGGACGUACGGAAUUAUGCUAAACCCGAACAAGUGUCUGUUCGGCGCAAAGAGCGGGUGGUUCCUAGGCUACAUCGUUACUGAACGGGGAAUUGAAGCAAAUCCUAGCAAGGUGAAGGUGCUACAGGACAUGCCGACCCCUAGAAACAUAAAGGAAGCCCAGUGUCUCACCAGUUGGAUAACUGCAUUGUCUCAGUUCAUCUCCAAAUCAUCCGACCGGAGCCUGCCAUUCUUCAAGAUAUUGCGUCGAGCCACCAAAUUUCAGUGGGACUCAGAGUGCGACCGGACAUUCGAAGAACUCAAGGUGUAUCCGAACUCAUUCCCUGUGCUAGCUAAGUUGACUGUCGGAGCCACUCCGUCCGAUCGGGAAGAAGCCCGCUUAUUGAGAAGAAGAGCUAGUCGUUUCACCCUAAUCGGAGAUCAGCUCUACAAGAAGGCUUUCUCCCGGGCUCUACUUAAGUGUGUCAUCUCGGAGGACAUCGACUACAUUUUGCGAGAAGUACAUCAAGGCUCCUACGGAGGGCAUCCAAGCGGCCGGUCGCUAGCGAGGAAGAUUCUAUUGGCUGGAUAUUUUUGGCCUACCUUACAGGAAGGCGCCGCUCAGACGAUGGCCACUUGCCUAUCCUGCCAGAGGUACCAUAACCUUCCGCACCAACCCACUGAAGAAAUGAAGACUUCUACAGUAUCAUGCUCAUUCAACCAAUGGGGUAUGGACAUCAUGGGGUCCUUCCUGACAGGUCAGCGAAAGUUCUUGCUUGUCGCAGUGGAUUACUUCUCCAAGUGGGUCGAAGUCGAGUCGUUGGCAAGAAUAACCGAACAGAUGGACCAGAAGUUCAUAUGGCAGCACAUCAUCUGCCGGUUCAGAAUUCCGCGUCAACUCGUCUUAGACAAUGGUCGACAAUUCGCCGAGCAUAACUCAAAGAAUGGUGUGAGGGGUAUAGCAUUCAGUAGGUCUUCACCUCCGUAG